AUGGCGGUCAACCGACUCCGCAGCGCGCUGGCGGUGCCUCGCAAGGGCGAGACGUACGAGCUCCGUGCUGGUCUGGUGUCGCAAUACGCCUACGAGCGCAAAGAGUCCAUCCAGAAGACCAUCAUGGCCAUGACACUAGGAAAGGACGUGUCCGCACUCUUCCCCGAUGUGCUCAAGAACAUUGCUACCGGCGACCUGGAUCAAAAGAAGCUCGUCUACCUAUACCUCAUGAACUACGCCAAGAGUCAUCCGGACCUCUGUAUCCUAGCCGUCAACACUUUCGUUCAAGAUUCAGAAGACCCCAACCCUCUGGUCAGAGCGUUAGCUAUCCGUACGAUGGGAUGCAUUCGAGUUGAUAAGAUGGUCGAUUACAUGGAAGAACCGUUACGAAAGACGCUGAGAGACGAGAGUCCCUACGUGCGAAAGACUGCUGCCUUGUGCGUGGCCAAGCUAUUCGACCUUAACCCUUCCAUGUGCUUGGAGAACGGCUUCCUGGAGACAUUGCAGGAGAUGAUUAGCGAUUCAAACCCAAUGGUUGUCGCGAACUGUGUUACCGCUCUGGUAGAGAUUGGAGAGGCAGCUCCUGAGACCAACGCCAUGAUCGUCACACCUCAGACACUCAAGAAACUUCUGCUGGCCUUGAACGAGUGUACUGAAUGGGGUCGCAUUACUAUUCUAUCCACCUUGGCCGACUACAAGCCGAAGGAGCAGAAAGAGGCAGAGCACAUUUGCGAGCGCGUUGUACCGCAAUUCCAGCAUGCCAACCCUAGUGUUGUACUGGCCGCUGUCAAGUGUGUCUUCUUGCACAUGCAGAACAUCAACCCCGAACUUGGCAGAACGUAUGCGAAAAAGAUGGCCCCUCCGCUGGUCACCCUCGUCUCUUCUCAACCCGAAGUCCAAUAUGUCGCACUUCGCAACAUUGACCUCCUCCUCCAAAAGCAACCCUCUCUCUUGUCCAAGGAGAUGCGAGUCUUCUUCUGCAAAUACAACGACCCACCGUACCUCAAGUUCCAAAAACUACAAAUCAUGGUCCGCAUCGCCAAUGACGCCAAUGUGGAGCAGUUGCUCGCCGAGUUGAAAGAGUAUGCCAUGGAAGUAGACAUGGAUUUCGUCAGAAGAGCCAUCAAGGCCAUCGGUCAGGUGGCCAUAAAGAUUGAGAAUGCCUGUGAAAGAGCCGUCAAUGUUUUGCUUGAACUCAUCAACACCAAGCAAGCAUACGUCGUGCAAGAGGUGGUCGUCGUCAUCAAGGAUAUCUUCAGAAAAUAUCCUGGAUACGAGGGCAUUAUUCCUACUUUGUGUCAAUGUAUCGACGACCUGGAUGAGCCCACUGCGAGAGGUGCUCUGAUCUGGAUUGUCGGUGAAUACGCCGAGAAAAUCAGCAACGCUGGUGACAUCUUGACAGGCUUCGUCGAAGGUUUCGCUGAAGAAUUCACACAGACACAGCUUCAAAUUUUGACAGCAGUAGUGAAGCUCUUCCUGAAGAAGCCCGACCAAGCGCAAGGUCUGGUGCAGAAAGUGCUCCAGACCGCAACAGCAGAAUGUGACAACCCAGAUAUUCGCGACAGGGCAUAUGUCUACUGGCGACUACUUUCGAGUGAUCCUCAGAUCGCCAAGAACAUCGUCCUCGCACAAAGGCCAGCCAUCACAUCAACCAUCUCAACCCUCCCGAUACCGCUGCUCGACUCGCUCAUGCCAGACCUCUCCACACUCGCCUCGGUCUACCACAAGCCGCCACAGACCUUCCUCGGCCAAGGUCGUUCAUCUGCAAACGCUUUGCAACAAGCCGCCAUCGAAGAAGCAGCCCAGAACGCACUGGAAAACCCAUUGGCAGCUGCAGCCGCCGCAGCCGCAGUCUCAGGACAUGGCAGCAAUGUUCAAAGCCACGCCGAAAAUCUCCUCGACAUUGACUUUGACGGUGCAGCACCAGCGAGUAUGCAAAAGGCACCCACAGGCGGCUCAUCGGGACUUGAGGGUCUUGCAGGUACACCCAUGCGUGUCGCUAGUCCGACGAGCAACGACGCACCUAUCGGUGGCGGCAUGGAAGAUCUCAUGGGCAUGUUCGGCUCCUCCGGUGGUGCUUCUACUGCGCCCACUGCCGGAAACUCCGGCUCUGACGACUUGAUGAAUGGAUUUGCAAGCUUGAACAUGGGAGCUUCACAACCGCCCCCACCGCAAACACAGCUGGACGGAGGCGGCAAAAAGGCCAAUGAAGAUAUUCUCGGCCUCUUCUAA
Molecule: messenger RNA, 2232 nt
Organism: Aureobasidium subglaciale EXF-2481
Lineage: Eukaryota; Fungi; Ascomycota; Dothideomycetes; Dothideales; Saccotheciaceae
Exons: 3
Coding region: 1-2232 (743 amino acids)
Biological process (GO): intracellular protein transport; vesicle-mediated transport
Cellular component (GO): membrane coat
Molecular function (GO): clathrin binding
Source: RefSeq, a predicted model, not a curated record